This is a messenger RNA of Rhinichthys klamathensis goyatoka, 1221 nucleotides long. RefSeq names its product charged multivesicular body protein 4C (gene chmp4c). Gene Ontology annotation, cellular component: cytoplasmic side of plasma membrane; ESCRT III complex; multivesicular body. Bases 149 to 868 code for a protein of 239 amino acids. NCBI's taxonomy places the organism in Eukaryota, Metazoa, Chordata, Actinopteri, Cypriniformes, Leuciscidae. Gene Ontology annotation, biological process: late endosome to vacuole transport via multivesicular body sorting pathway; vesicle budding from membrane. The transcript has 5 exons. The record is from RefSeq and is a predicted model, not a curated record.
GAAGAGUUACGUUGGUGUUUUGAAUUGAAUCUGAAAAGCAGACUGUCAAGAAUUGCCACUUUCUCUCGCGAUCCUUUUAAGAAUUUUAAUUUUAAGCACGUUGGAUCUUUAACUAGAAUUACAAGCAAUAGCCUACCUUCGGGAAAAAAUGAGUAAAAUUUCAAAGAUUUUUAAAGUGAGCUCAUCAAGCUCGUCCAGCUCCAGACCCAGUUCUAGUUCUGGAUCCAGUUCUAGAUCUAAGCACCGGUCCCGGUCGGGUGCAUCACCACAGGAGGCCAUCAACAAACUGAGAGAGACAGAGGCCAUGUUAACGAAAAAACAGCAAUACCUGGAGAGCAGAAUCGAGCAGGAGCUCACCAUUGCCAAAAAGAAUGGAACAAAAAACAAAAGAGCUGCACUUCAGGCUCUUAAGAGGAAGAAACGUUUCGAGCAACAGCUGACUCAGAUCGACGGGACCCUGUCCACUAUUGAGUUCCAGCGAGAGGCCCUUGAGAAUGCCACCACAAACACAGAGGUUCUGAAGAACAUGGGUUACGCAGCUAAAGCCAUCAAAGGGGUUCACCAGAACAUAGAUCUGGAUAACAUUGACUCUCUCAUGCAGGACAUUACAGAACAACAGGAAGUAGCUCAGGAGAUCAGUGAUGCCAUCUCAAAACCUUUUGGUGAUCAGUUUGAUGAGGAUGAAUUGUUGGCUGAGCUGGCAGAGUUGGAACAGGAAGAACAUGAAGAAAGUAUGAAGAAUAUGGGCAGAUUACCAAGUGUACCAACCACUAAACUGCCGAGCACAAGACCAAGCCGCCAUGCAACCUCCAAAAAGAGAGUGGAGGAGGAUCAUGAUAUGAAGAGGUUGGCUGCCUGGGCUUCAUAAGCAGCAGUGCACACACAAAUGCUCUUUCUUCUUUCUACUUUACAUUCACUUUCACUUUUAGAUCUACAUCCUGCAAAGAAUUGCAAGAGCUUUUUGAAAGAAUGAAAAAAGUAAAGAAAUCAAUCUUAAAAUUUCUAUAUUGUAUUAAAAAAAAUGUUUUUGUUAUGUGUUGAUCUUUAAGAUGAAGGAUUACUUUGCUGGCAACUUGGUGUAAAUAGUAGCAAUUUAUGAUUAAAUGAUAUUAAACUGUUAAUUUUUAAUUAAAUGUAAAUGUAAAAUACUGGGGUUUGGAUGGAAAAAAAAAACUUUAAAUAUCAAAUGUAUUGCAUAUCAAAUACACAAUUUAAGAGUGA